Messenger RNA from Rosa rugosa (rugosa rose), 1896 nucleotides. Its product is annotated as kinesin-like protein KIN-14B. Gene Ontology annotation, biological process: isoprenoid biosynthetic process. The transcript has 8 exons. The record is from RefSeq and is a predicted model, not a curated record. Gene Ontology annotation, molecular function: manganese ion binding; NADPH binding; 1-deoxy-D-xylulose-5-phosphate reductoisomerase activity. Bases 516 to 1331 code for a protein of 271 amino acids. NCBI's taxonomy places the organism in Eukaryota, Viridiplantae, Streptophyta, Magnoliopsida, Rosales, Rosaceae.
CCCCCCCACCGGACUCUCACUCUCUCUCUAUGAUGAACAAGCUCCGGAAUUUGGUCUUUUCCCUUAAACUCUGUUCGAUCUCCACCGCAAUCCUUUUUCUCUUUCUCUCCGUUCUCGAUCUAACUCAACAAAUUGAGCACUUGGUGGCCACUGUGUUGAUCUAGAUCCAGGGCUUAUUCUUUUUGGGUAUUUCAAUUUGGCUCUUUCCAGUCGUUCCUCUUCCUCUCUCGUGCGAGGUCAUUCAACUCAGAUGCUUUCAAUUCAAUGGCGAGGUCAUUCGUGCGAGUUUCGUUCUGUCCGAGUGCAAUUUCGAUUCAACUCGGAUGCUUUCUCUUCUCUGCUGACGGAGAGUUCGCGUCUUGGGUCAGUUCUCAACCUCUUUUUGCACGAGUGGGUUUGCUUUGAAGAAGAAAAUUGCAGGACAGUGAUUGGAAGAAGAAUUCAGUGUUCAGCACAAGCACCACCUCCAGCUUGGCUAGGAAGUGCUUUUCCGGAGCCGGGCCAGAGGACUUGAGAUGGUCCAAAAGCCUAGUUCUGUUGUUGGAUCUACUGGUUCCAUUGGAACCCAGACAUUGGACAUUGUUGCAGAGAACCCGAAAAAAUUCAGAGUUGUGGCCCUAGUAGCUGGCUCAAAUGUGACUCUUCUUGUUGAUCAGGUGAAAAGGUUCAAACCCAAAUUAGUUGCAGUUAGAAAUGAAUCAUUAGUUAAUGAACUUAAAGAGGCUCUAUCUGGUCUAGAAGACAAGCCUGAGAUCACUCCUAGGGAGCAAGGAGUCAUUGAGUUGUCAAGUCCACUAUCCAAGGGGCAGCUAAAUGUUCAGUCUCAGGACCUUGUGAGGAAUGAUAGUAGAGGGCUGGAUGUUCCUUCAUCACUAGCUGUGACUGCAGAUAAAACUGAUGGUACAGUUGCUCUGGUGAAAUCAGGUCCUGAGAAAGUUAAAACUACCCAUGCAGGAGAAUAUCUUACUUCUGCCUUGAAUGAUUUUGACCCUGAACAACAUGACAGUCUUGCUGCCAUUUCAGAUGGUGCAAACAAACUUUUGAUGCUGGUUCUGGCUGCAGUAAUUAAAGCUGGGGCUUCUAGGGAGCAUGAAAUACUUGCUGAAAUAAGAGAUGCUGUUUUCUCUUUUAUUCGUAAAAUGGAACCGCAGAGGGUAAUGGACACCAUGCUUGUAUCCCGUGUUAGAAUUUUGUAUAUUACAUCUUUGCUUGCUAGAUCACCAGAGCUGCAGUCCAUCAAGGUUUCUCCCGUUGAGAAUUUUCUAGAGAAGGUAAUACUGGACGUAGUAGAAGCUCCAGUCGGGGUAGCAGCCCUGGAAGAAGUCCUGUGAGCAUAUGUGGAGAAACACGAGUUUGUUUCUGAUGUAGUGCUGAAUGAGGAAGUGUUUAAUGAUAAGGUUUAUACAUAUAUAUUUGCAUAUAUUUUGCAAUUAAACUUGGAGUAGAAACAAGAAUUUGAAAUCAUGUAUAUACAUUAGUGGCAUUCAGAAUAUUGGUCUUUAAUAUGUUUAAGGUUACUUAUCAACUGUUGUCAUUCUGUACUAAUAUGUAGGCUUUAUGCUCAACUUGGAGGGAUGAUGGGGCGACUGUCUUCUCUUGAGGCUGUGACAAGCAAGCUAAGAUGUGGUCCUUGGCUACAAACCAACAAUGAUUGUUGCUCUGCAUGAAGCCCCCAUUAAAGACAUGGCCGGGAUCCCCCAUUAAAGAAAUUAUUGUGGUCCUGUUGUUUGCAGUAUUUUCCUACUACUGCUUCUUAUGUGGACUCCUAUUUUAAUUUUUUUGCUUUAUGUACUUGAAAAAGGAAAACAAAAGACAUAUACUUUGUUUAGUUAGUUAAUUUGGUAACUAAAUGCUCAUUUCUUUAUGCAGUCGUUUCUGUGGUAAACAUUGCAGUUA